GGGUCUGCUCUUUCUGCCACCUCUGCCUUCGUCAUCCCCACCUCUUUGCGGGUGAAGUCACCUUUGGGUUGCGAGACCUUGGGGCGUGAGGCCCAAACUCGAGACCCCCACCCCCACCCCACCCCUCUUUCCCGCUCCCCCGCUCCUCCUCCAUUUCUUCCUUUGCAUCACCGCAUCACUUAGCCUUGGAGCCGGCCAGCUCGGCUUGCGCCUUGAGGCCAAGUUUGAGGUGGUAAAGGUAACUGGGGAGAGCAGCCCCCCAGUGGACAAAGGCGAAGGCAAGAACCGAGCAGGCCUAGGGGCUGCAGGCGUUGAGAAUAGGCGGCUGAGGGGGCGGCCAAGGAGGGAAUACAUAAACAGUACUGCGGCUUUAGAAGGGACUGCAAAGAAUUUGUUGCACGAUGGAAGAAUCUGACUCCGAGAAAAAGAUGGAGAAAGAGAAUCUGGGGCUGAGACCAUUCUCAGCUGUUGUGCUAAAUAUGCUCUUUUGCAUCUCUGUAUUGAUUUGUAUUUCUUUAAUCCCAAUUUCUAAGGCAAUUGGAUCAUGGAAAUUCUGUCUUAUGGUUUAUAUCUGCAGGUGGGCGCUGCCAAAUACAGCCUUGAAGAAAAAGGUGCUAUUGAUGGGUAAAAGUGGGUCUGGUAAGACCAGCAUGAGAUCUAUUAUCUUUGCAAAUUAUAUUGCCAGAGACACGCGUCGACUUGGUGCAACAAUACUAGACCGUUUACAUAGUCUUCAAAUUAAUAGCAGUUUGAGCACCUACUCUCUCGUAGACUCUGUUGGAAAUACAAGGACAUUUGAUGUAGAACAUUCCCAUGUUCGAUUUCUGGGAAACCUGGUGUUGAACCUGUGGGACUGUGGUGGACAGGACACCUUCAUGGAAAACUACUUCACUAGCCAACGAGACAACAUCUUCCGAAAUGUGGAGGUUCUGAUUUAUGUCUUUGAUGUGGAGAGCCGGGAACUGGAAAAGGACAUGCACUAUUACCAGUCAUGCCUGGAGGCCAUCCUGCAGAACUCUCCAGAUGCCAAAAUCUUUUGCUUGGUGCACAAGAUGGAUCUGGUCCAGGAGGAUCAGCGGGAUCUGAUUUUUAAAGAGCGAGAAGAAGAUCUGAGGCGUUUGUCUCGCCCACUGGAAUGUUCUUGCUUCCGGACAUCUAUCUGGGAUGAAACUCUCUAUAAGGCUUGGUCCAGCAUUGUUUAUCAACUGAUUCCCAAUGUUCAGCAGCUAGAAAUGAACCUGAGGAAUUUUGCUGAAAUUAUUGAGGCUGAUGAAGUGCUUCUAUUUGAGAGAGCUACUUUUCUGGUGAUUUCUCACUAUCAGUGUAAAGAGCAGCGUGAUGCCCACAGAUUUGAAAAAAUCAGCAACAUUAUUAAGCAGUUUAAGCUGAGCUGCAGCAAGCUGGCUGCUUCUUUCCAGAGCAUGGAAGUUAGGAACUCUAACUUUGCUGCUUUCAUUGAUAUCUUUACAUCCAACACUUAUGUGAUGGUUGUGAUGUCUGAUCCAUCCAUUCCUUCUGCAGCUACUCUGAUCAACAUCCGCAAUGCCAGGAAACACUUUGAAAAGCUGGAAUGAGUGGAUGGACCAAAGCAGUGUCUUCUUAUGCGCUAAGCAUUGCCAAAUGUUGUUUCAGAAAAGAAAUCGAAAUACUGUUUCUUAAUCUUACUGUUGUAUUAGUAUAUGUAGACUCUGAAAUGUUGUGAUGCUUACCACUACUGUAUUUCUUCCCUACUGCCCAGUCUUAAUGUUUAACCUUGAAUGCUAUUUACUCAAAUAGCCAGUGAGAAAUUAGAAGAUGAGCUGUCCAUGAAGCUGAUCUGACAUAAAAGUAGGUAAUAUGUGAGUGUUCUGAUAAUAAGGUUUUAAUAGUGUUUUCUGAUAGUCAUAUUCCAGUAGUUGUGUGUGCCAAAGCCUCUUCUAACAUUGUCUUGUAUUUCCUAUAAGAUAGUAACCUAGAAGUUUGGAGUAUUACUGUUUCUCAGCAUGCAUUAAAAUAAUCCUUAACUCCAGUUACAAAUAAACUUGCUGUUAGGGAUUUCA
Molecule: messenger RNA, 2039 nt
Organism: Myotis davidii
Lineage: Eukaryota; Metazoa; Chordata; Mammalia; Chiroptera; Vespertilionidae
Gene: RRAGB
Product: Ras-related GTP binding B
Exons: 11
Coding region: 402-1574 (390 amino acids)
Biological process (GO): cellular response to starvation; positive regulation of TOR signaling; cellular response to amino acid stimulus
Cellular component (GO): nucleus; Gtr1-Gtr2 GTPase complex; lysosome
Molecular function (GO): GTP binding; GTPase activity
Source: RefSeq, a predicted model, not a curated record